AUGAUAAUACACCCAGAAGGGCCGGGUCGCGACUUCUUGAUCAUAAUCAGCAUACUUCUCGCGCUCUCGACGAUCGCCAUCACCCUGAGGAUAUGGGCGCGCCUUGAGAUAAGAGCAUUUUGGAUUGACGAUUGGCUGAUGGUGGCAGGAUGGGCUCUUCUUGUCUUCUGCUGUAUCGCCGACUACUUCUCGAUAUCGUAUGGGGUCGGUGCUCACGCAUGGCGCCUCACUGAAUAUCAGAAGCAGCAAGCGGAGAAGGCACCACAGAUCCACUGUCUGAUCCCCUGCCAGUGGUUCCUCAUCGCCGGUGUCGCCUACGUCGCUGCCACAGCGCCGGUCAAAGCAUCCAUUUGCAUGCUCAUCAUCCGCAUCACGCCGAGGCGUAGUCACCAUUGGAUCUUGUACGGCGUCAUCUUUGCUUCUACUGCCGGCUCUGUGAUCCGAAUCGGUGCCUUCCUUGGUCGCUGUCAACCAGUCGAGGCUGCUUGGACUGGGGAGGGAAAAUGUGGCUCGGCAGCCAUCAUGACCAAUGUCGCGUACUUCUUCGGUGCGCUAUGCAUAGCCACGGAUUGGAUUUGCGCUAUCCUACCGGCGUUCGUCGUUUGGAAGAUUCAGCUCUCAUGGAAAGCGAAGUUGUACGUUGGCGUCAUGCUCGCUCUGGGUGUCCUGGCCUCGGUAGCCACCAUCGUCCGGAUGAAGUACCUGCUUGCCUACCAAGACCCCGACGACUACGUCUAUGGCAUCACCGAUAUUGCCAUAUGGUCCGAAGUCGAAUGCACAAUCGGCAUCGUCGCUGGCUCGCUUGCCACCAUGCGCCCGCUCCUUCGAUACCUCCGCGUCCUCGGCCUAUCCAUAACGAGCAGCUCGAAGUCCACUGAAAGCGAAGGGGCAGCACAUAGGUUACAGGCCUUCCCAAAGCCUAGGAGAUCGAGUGUGUCGAAGAUUGCUACUUCAUAUAAGGUGGUAAUUGAAAGGGGGCGAGAUGCUGAGAGAGGCGAUGAAGAAAGCGACGGAGGAAGCCAGCGGCGUAUCCUUCCUGAUUCGGGGCUAGAGAUAUUCAAGGCUAGAGAAGUGGAAGUUACGAUUGAGGAUAGGGAUCCGAAGAAAGACUAUGCCUACCGAGGUGAUCCUCUUCCGUAG
Molecule: messenger RNA, 1140 nt
Organism: Trematosphaeria pertusa
Lineage: Eukaryota; Fungi; Ascomycota; Dothideomycetes; Pleosporales; Trematosphaeriaceae
Exons: 4
Coding region: 1-1140 (379 amino acids)
Source: RefSeq, a predicted model, not a curated record